Molecule: messenger RNA, 1457 nt
Organism: Megalobrama amblycephala (Wuchang bream)
Lineage: Eukaryota; Metazoa; Chordata; Actinopteri; Cypriniformes; Xenocyprididae
Product: gastrula zinc finger protein XlCGF57.1-like
Exons: 3
Coding region: 30-1457 (475 amino acids)
Source: RefSeq, a predicted model, not a curated record
UCUAAACUCUAAUUACUCUCUUCAUAAAGAUGGCGUUUAUUAAAGAUGAGACUGAAGACAUAAAGAUUGAGUAUAUUAAAGAGGAAGAGACUGAAGACAUAAAGAUGGUGAUUAUUAAAGCGGAGACUGAAGACAUGAAGAUUGAAUUUAAUAAAGAGGAGUUUGAAGAAAUAAAGAUUGAAGAAACAUUCAGUGUGAAACAUGAAGAUACUGAGGAACAAACAGACCUAAUGGCACUGAAAGAGGUGAGUUUUGAACUUAAUGAAAAAGAAGAAGAGAAAAAACAUUAUAAUUUCAUGACUGGAGAAAAAUCAACACAGGCUAAAAAGUGUUCCUCACAAAAAGGAGCUCAAAAGACUGGAACUAAAAGUAAUUUCACCUGCCAACAGUGUGGAAAGAGUUUUGAUCGACAUAGAAAGCUUCAAGUCCACAUGAGAGAUCACACUGGAGAAAAGCCUCAUACCUGCACUCUGUGUGGGAAUGGCUUCACACGGGAACAAAGCCUCAGGGAACACAUGAGAAUUCAUACUGGAGAAAAGCCUCACACCUGCAAAAAAUGUGGACAGAGUUUCAGUCAAAAGGGAAGCCUUACAGUCCACAUGAGAGUUCACACUGGAGAGAAACCUUUAACCUGCCAACAGUGUGGAAAGGGAUUCAGUGACAAAAAAAACCUUACAGCCCACAUGACAAUUCACACUGGAGAGAAAGCUUACACCUGUCAAAAGUGUGGACAGAGUUUCAGUCGAAAAGAAGGCCUUACAGUCCACAUGAGUAACCACACUGGAGAAAAGCCUCACAUCUGUCAAGAGUGUGGAAAAAGUUUCAGUGGAAAAGGAAAACUUGAAAUCCACAUGAGAAUUCACACUGGAGAGAAACCUUUCACCUGUCAAGAGUGUGGAAAGAGUUUCAUUCAAAAAGGACAUCUUACAGCCCACAUGAGAAUUCACACUGGAGAAAAGCCUCAUACCUGCCAACAGUGUGGAAAGAGUUUCAUUCGAAAGGAAGGACUUAUAGCUCACAUAAGCACUCACACUGGAGAAAAGCCUUACACCUGCAGUCUGUGCGGGAAUGGUUUCACACGGGAACAACGCCUUAGGGAACACAUGAGAGUUCACACUGGAGAGAAACCUUUUAAAUGUGUUCAGUGUGGAAAGAGUUUCACACAUAAAGUGAGCCUUUAUUACCACAUGAAUAUUCACGCUGGAGAGAAGCCAUUCACAUGUGAUCAGUCUGGAAAUAGUUUCAGAUUUAAAGGUAACCUUAAGGGCCACAUAAGCACUCACACUGGAGAAAAGCCUUACACCUGCACUCUGUGUGGGAAUGGCUUCACACGCAAACAACGCCUUAGGGAACACAUGAGAGUUCACACUGGAGGAAGGGCAAAAGCUGUGAGGGAACGAAGCGAGGCCGGUGAGCGAGUGUUAACGUUCUUCACCUGCGAGUCGCACCGGUCUUGA